Messenger RNA from Penicillium subrubescens, 1417 nucleotides. RefSeq names its product putative NAD binding Rossmann fold oxidoreductase. Gene Ontology annotation, molecular function: oxidoreductase activity; nucleotide binding. The coding region runs from base 1 to 1383 and encodes 460 amino acids. NCBI's taxonomy places the organism in Eukaryota, Fungi, Ascomycota, Eurotiomycetes, Eurotiales, Aspergillaceae. Gene Ontology annotation, cellular component: cytoplasm. Gene Ontology annotation, biological process: NADPH regeneration. The transcript is spliced from 2 exons. The record is from RefSeq and is a predicted model, not a curated record.
AUGUUUCACUGUGUUUCUAUUUUUCGAGCUGAACAUAAAUCUCGGCGUUGCUCCGUCACGCUGCUGGAACUCACUUUCCGACUACUCCACGUUUCCAGGGAACCACUCGGACUUCAUUCUCCGCAUCCGAUGAUCAUCGAUAUCAACCUCCGAGCUCCGAGCAUUAAUAGUCGGUGUAGACAGCUUUGUUCUUUAUUUCAAACUCUUCCAAUCGCUUUGACUUUUAUCUUUGUGUCUUUCUCUUCACGACCGGAAACGACUUGCCAUUUUCUUUCUCAAUUACGUUUCUCCCUCUAUCCCUAUAGAUCCUACACAAUGUCCGCCCACAGAAUGAAGAUCGGCUGUGCUGGUCUGGGUCGUAUGGGCAAACGCCAUGCCCUGAACUUCCUCGAGCGUACGCCCCGAGCAGAAUUGGUUGCUGCUAGCUCGCCUGAUCCUGCCGAGCUCGAAUGGGCCAAAACACACCUGGAACCCUUCGGCGUGCGGCUAUAUCAGAACUACGACGACAUGCUGAAGCAGGAAGGCCUUGAAGCUGUGGUGGUUGCAUCGGCGACUGCAGUGCAUGCCGAGCAGGCAAUUAAAGCGAUCAAUGCCGACAAGCAUGUUCUUUGUGAGAAGCCGCUGUCGACUAGUGUUGAGGUGUCCCAAUCCGUCGUGGACGCAGCUUCCAAAAAGCCCCAUCUCAAAGUAAUGUGCGGAUUCUCACGCCGCUUCGACAAAUCCUACCGCGACGCAUACACCAAAAUGCUCGACGGCGCAAUUGGUUCUCCCUCCGUUCUGCGCAGCCAAACAUGCGACAAACUCGAUCCCUCCGGCUUUUUCGUCGCCUACGCCCAAUUCUCCGGCGGUAUCUUCGUAGACUGCUCCAUCCACGACAUCGACCUAGCCCUCUGGUUCUUCGGCGCCGGCAGCAAAGUCAAAUCCGUCUCCGCGGUAGGAAUCACCGCCGUCGAGCCAGAUCUCCGAAAACACAAUGACCGCGACAAUGCAGUCGGUCUGGUCGAAUUCUACGAUGGUCGGAUUGCUUACUUUUACGCAUCGCGCAUGAUGGCCGCUGGCCAGGAAGAUACGACUGAAAUCAUCGGGACAAAGGGUAAAGUCACGGUGAAUACGCAGCCGGCGAUGAAUCAUGUGCAUGUGUUCGAUGAUAGUGGUGUGAGGAGGGAGAUUCCGCAGACUUAUUAUGAUCGGUUUGAGUAUGCCUUUGUGACGGAGGCGAAUGAGUUUACGGCUUCGGUUUUGGAUAGGACGGCGUUGCCGUUGGAUUUGGGGGCUGCUGUGCAGGCUGUGAGGAUUGGGGCUGCGUUGCAGGAGGCGUUGGUUUCGGGGAAGAAGAUCUUUUUUGAUGAACAGGGGGAGCGGACGGAGGUUGCCAGGUUGUAAGCACAAGGGGAUUUUGAUGGAUGUAUCGGUUGAG